AUGUCCGAGAAUAAUAUUGAUGUACCAUACCAGAACGCCAUAGGAUGUCUUAUGUAUUUAGUUGUCAAUUCAAGGCUUGAUAUAGCUUAUGCUGUUAGCUAUUUAAGCCAAUUCAACAAUGGACAUUCAUUAGAACAUUGGAAUUGUAUAAAGAGAGUAUUCCGCUAUCUAAAAGCUACAUCUGAUUUAUUGUUAACAUUCAAGAAAACAAACUCUAUAUGCAUUGAAGGCUAUGUUGAUGCCACUUGGGGAGAUCACCAGGAUGAUAGACGGUCUCACACAGGCUUCAUAUUCAAACUAGCUGGAGGUCCUAUUUCAUGGGAAACCCACAAGCAGAGGACCAUAGCCCUUUCAUCAUGUGAAGCAGAAUACAUGGCUGCAUCUGAGGCAUGUAAAGAAGCUGUUUAUCUACGUCGACUUAUAAGCGAAGUGCUGUGUGACACACCAAAAGCUGUUAAGCUUUUUGUUGACAACCAAAGUGCAAUAAAAAUUGCGGAGAACCCAGUGUUUCAUAACCGUACUAAACACAUUGAUAUUCGGUUUCAUUUUAUUCGUGAAGUGAUUAAUGAUGGAAAAGUUAAGUUAGAGUAUAAACCCUCAAAUGAAAUGAUUGCCGAUGAGCUUACGAAAGGAUUGGGACGGAUCAAACAUACACAAUUUGUGAGGGAUAUGGGUCUCAUUAGAAUUUAA
Diorhabda carinulata is the source of this 690-nucleotide messenger RNA. RefSeq lists its product as uncharacterized. NCBI's taxonomy places the organism in Eukaryota, Metazoa, Arthropoda, Insecta, Coleoptera, Chrysomelidae. Bases 1 to 690 code for a protein of 229 amino acids. The transcript has a single exon. The record is from RefSeq and is a predicted model, not a curated record.